AUGCUAAAGACCUGCAGCUAUUUGCCUUGUACAAUUUGCUCAUUUCUCUUUAUUUCUCUGUUUUCCUGCACUCAUCACUUAAAGGACAACCUUUCUUGCAAACAAAAUCCCUGGAGCCUGAUUAGAGGGACUGAAGGCUCCCAGACACGGAUUGCCUGCCAGCCACAGCACGGCGAAGCGGGCGCGGCAGGAGGCGGAGCGGGCCGCCGCACGUCCCCCGGCCGGCCGGCCGGCCCCCCCGCCAUGGGUCGGAAGCGCUGCGUGGGGGGAGACGGCUCCAAGAUGGCGGCGGGUUGCUGCGGGGUGAAGAAGCAGAAACUCUCCAGCUCCCCUCCCUCGGGCUCGGGCGGCCCGGGUGGCGGCGGCGGCGGCUCCCACUGCGGCGGGGCGGCGGCGGCGGGGGGCGAGCCGGGGGCGCUGCCCCCGCCGGGGGGCCCCCGCCUGAACGGCAUCGGGGGGCUGGCGGGGGGCGCCGCCGGCUGCGCCCUGUCCCCGCCGCUGCCGCCCAGCUGCGGCGGGGGCCCCGCCGGCCUCUCCCCGCCGGCCUCCUCGCUGCUCGCCUCCCCCGGCUCCGGCGGGCCCGGCUGCAGGAAGAUGGUGGUGUCGGCCGAGAUGUGCUGCUUCUGCUUCGAUGUGCUUUACUGUCACCUGUACGGAUACCAGCCCCCGCGGAGCCCCCGCUUCACCAACGACCCAUACCCACUGUUUGUAACGUGGAAGAUCGGUCGAGAUAAGCGAUUGCGAGGAUGCAUAGGUACUUUUUCUGCCAUGAACCUGCAUUCAGGACUCAGGGAGUACACACUUACUAGUGCCCUUAAAGAUAGUCGUUUCCCCCCAAUGACGAGGGAUGAGCUGCCACGGCUUUUCUGCUCAGUGUCUCUACUCACUAACUUUGAAGAUGUGUGUGACUACAUGGAUUGGGAGGUGGGUGUGCAUGGCAUUAGAAUAGAGUUCAUCAACGAGAAAGGAUCAAAGCGCACGGCCACCUACCUGCCCGAGGUUGCCAAGGAGCAAGGAUGGGACCACAUUCAAACCAUAGAUUCCUUGUUGAGGAAAGGAGGCUACAAAGCUCCAAUUACUAAUGAAUUCAGGAAAACAAUAAAGCUAACCAGGUACCGCAGUGAGAAGAUGACGAUGAGCUACACAGAGUACCUUGCCCAUCGUCAGCAUCAUCACUUCCAGAAUGGUAUUGGGCACCCCCUUCCACCAUACAACCAUUAUUCCUGACACUGAGCCGCAUGACCAGUCACUGGACCUCUCUGCAGACCUCUUCCCAGGAGACCCUGCCCCUUCUUGGUCUAGCUAUCUCUAUUACUGUACCAUUUUAUGAUGAUAGUUUCCGUUGCCAUGUUGAGGCUCCUUGGUUGGUUCAGCUCAUCGUGGCAACGGGAGGGAAAACUGCAUUACUACAAAGAUCCCAUACCUUUUUCUUAUUGAUUCACUGCAGAUUUUUUUGCAGCAUAUACCCUUGGAUUUUUUAUGAAAAUUUAAAUUUCUACUUCAUUAACAUUGAAUUAUAUCAAUCAAGGCUUUCUGUAACUGUGGAUGGAAGGAAGAGUUUAAGGAUUGAAGUUAGGGAUGCUUUGCUUAGCAAGAAGGCAUUCAUGGCUUUUGCAUUAAUGGGUGUGAUAGGGAAUGAAACAUAUCAGAUUCAGGUAUUGAAGUAGACAAUGAAUUGCAUUUUCAUAACAUUCUUAAUGACGUUGUGUGUACAAUAUCUCACCUUCACAGUAAAGAUUCCAUGUAGCUCUAUACAGGAUCUCCAGAUCCAGCACAAACAGCCGGAGCACCAAGGCUGACAUGCAAAAUGCUUUUUUGGGAUGAAGAGAAGCGACUCAUGUACAGCGAGAGGUGAUGUUAACAUGGCAGCAUUUUCAGAAUCAAGUGGCCUAAAUGAUUUGGGCACAAUCCAACCCAGGACCCUUUUGUGUCCCAUCCUGUGCUGGGAAUCACAGGCAGCCCAGGCCUGUCAGGAGUAGUCACGAGAAUGCAUUCGUAAUGAGACGAUGCCUUUGUGAUGACUCAAAUUAGGAGUGACAUUUGUGUCCUAAAAACAGAUUGGUGAGUAGCAGAUGUCGUAUUAGGAAGGAAAUGAAUUUAGAUUUUAGUGCCUUUGACUAUAACAUAAUUAUAUACUUAUAUAUAAAAUUCAUAGAAAACAUAUACUUCAGACAUUUUAGCAAACCCUGUUGAGGGUGCUCUGGCAUCAGGGUUUUGGACACUUUUUUUCUCUUUAAAGUGAGAUUUACUUUUUUUUAUUUUUAUUAGCAAACUUAUUUUGGAAAAGAGAAAUCCCUGUUCUGUUCUUCAUCUGCUUUUGAACUUACUGAAUUUUAUCAAGUCUUGAAUAGUUGGAUCAAGUUAACUUUUGCUUAAUAAAAGAAAAAAACUUGUGAGAGAGCCAGGACAAGUAUGCCAUAAUGUUACAUGUUUUCAUCUAUUGCAGGAAUAGUGCUUGAGAGCUGUAAGUACUGUGUAAUAAUUCUGAUCCCCCUCCACACGGUAGAAGAAAGAAAAUCGAUUGGAACUUUUUCCUGCUGUAAAAAUAGGAUUUAGUUAAAAGGUAUGUGUGGUCUGUUUGCAAGGCCAGUUGAUGGCAGGAGCUCACUGCUUCCUCCUGUGCCUGCAGAACUCCCACUGCUGCCUGUUGCAGCACAGGCUGCCUGUUACAGAAAAGACCUUCCUAAUCUGAGUGAGUAAACCACAGUAAGCAGAAAUUCCAGUUACUUUGAAUAAUGAAUGUUUGUAAAUACAUAGAUAUAUAAAAAUCAAAUAGAUAAAAUUCAGUUUAAAAAAAAAUUGGAUUAACUGUAAAAGUGUUUCAAUAGGGUUUCAAAGUCGGAUAAGGAUAAAUUAUGCUCAUCCCUUAUGUGAGGUUAGGUCUGCCACUUAAUUUCUAUGGAGGUUCUUGUAGAAGGUCUUUGGUAUUCCUUCAUCCACAGCAUUUAUGUCCAAAUAUUACCACUUUCAGUUGCGAUGCCUUAAUUUUUAAGCAGAGGGCCUGAAAUUUCAGGAGCCAAGAGAUGCCAGCCAGAAGCUGCAAAAAUGAGUAAAUGUUUAUACAGAGGCUAUUUUGGAUGAUACUGUUGUCUUGUUUCUACUUGGGGAACACUUUUAGAUGAAUUAGUCUUCAAGUGGAAAUGUGAACAAGUGGCUACCUGAUAGAGUUGUGUUGGUUUUUUUUCUUGCCCUUAUAGGGAACCUGAGCACAAACUGAAUCAUUCUGCUGCGAAAAAAAGUCAUCCAACCCCAUCUUUAUCUGUCAUCUCGUUACAGCUCGCUCGUGCUUCUGCAUGAGCUCAUUGUUAGAAGUUUUUUAAAAAGAUCUAUUAUAUAUAAAAAUAUAUAUGUAUUGAAAGGUGCUAAUCAACCUCAAGAAGGUCACGUGACUGGUCAUGCGGAUCUAAAAUCAUAUCAGAUUUUUUAAGAAAUCUUCGAUAUAUGCAGAUGUUAUACAGAAUUUCUUACCAGUGUAAUAAUGAUAUACUGAUGAAUAAACAAUCCUGCAGGAUUUUAAGGACAAGGUCAGCAAUACUUCCCACCAUGGCUUGGGGGAGAAAAGGAUAGUUUUGUCUCCUUUUUGUAUACAGCAUAAUGCACAAUGCAUUUUUGUCUAUCUCUUAGUAGCUGUUGCUUAAAAAUAUAGUUAAGGGUGUUAUACAAACUGUAAAGGUGUGCUUUUGAACCGAGCUCAUGCCAGACCCUACUGGACCAGAGUUUUGUAUCACUAAUUUAAAAACUGUUACAGAGUCUGUGGUCAAUCAGAUUGUAUGAUUUUUUUUUUUUUUAAGAUUGGAAUAAUCAGUCUACCUACAGUGUUUCUAGGGCACCUACCUCCUCAGCACAUUGUGCUGAACUGCUGCAGAUUGUUUCUCUGUAAUUGUGGGAUUCUUUGUACCAAACGUGCAGCUCACUGUGACAUGCACUGGCACAGCACAGGUCUGUUUGCUUAAAGCUAAUCAGCAACUGCUCUCACAAAUGUCAUUCCCUCCUAGUUACAUUUAGUAGCUUUUAGCUGCAUUGUUGGGGUUAGCUACAGAUUUGUUUUUCAUUUGGGGUACUUUAUAGAAAUUAAGGUACAACCAAGUAGCUUAUUUCACUGUUUGUUAAGUUGAAAUGCUGAUUUUUUUUUUUUUUUUUUAAUGAGCACUACUCAGUUUGCCUUAUUCCAUUGAAGAGAUUGUUGGGUUUUUUUGGGGUUUUUUUCAUUCUCUUGCCUAAUGUUCCUAAAAACUCUGUUCUGUAAACUGAGUUAGACAACCAAACCAUAGACUUGACACGAAGCUGUUACUCGGUGAUGCUUCAAGUGUCCUCCCCGCUGCCAC
Molecule: messenger RNA, 4325 nt
Organism: Melozone crissalis (California towhee)
Lineage: Eukaryota; Metazoa; Chordata; Aves; Passeriformes; Passerellidae
Gene: AMMECR1
Product: AMMECR nuclear protein 1
Exons: 7
Coding region: 1-1227 (408 amino acids)
Cellular component (GO): nucleus
Source: RefSeq, a predicted model, not a curated record